This is a messenger RNA of Dermacentor andersoni, 1433 nucleotides long. RefSeq lists its product as uncharacterized. The record is from RefSeq and is a predicted model, not a curated record. NCBI's taxonomy places the organism in Eukaryota, Metazoa, Arthropoda, Arachnida, Ixodida, Ixodidae.
UUGCUAUCGUCAAAGUGUUUUAAAGUAAGGACCGAUGAGAUAUUGGAGACCAGUCGAAACACAAACCUCAAGAUGGAGUAAAGGACAAAGAAGAAGGGCUCCGAGGUCGUGCCCUCGUGCGCUGGCGCGAGGGGCUCAUGUGGCACAGGAAAAGCUCGCUCGCACCUUCGAACACGCCGGUGGCCGUGGCGCGCGCAUAUCCGAGCAUCUCUCCGAAGAACGGACCUGGCUUAGUGUCACCCAUGGGAAUCGAUGUACCCGACGGCAUCCGAACUUAUCGUCUCCUCCACGGAGGCGCAUCCGCCAUCUCGGAAGUGUCGUCACCCCAGAAGAAGCCUUCCUCCAUAUUGCACGUCCUACUUCCGGAGAAAGCCAAGGCCGACGUGUCCUACAUGUCCAGCUACUUGGUCAUGGAGGACGUCCUCCCGUGGAACUGCGACCUUGUGGUCAAGACGGUGAACACGGCUGAGGAAGAGGCUUGCAGCAGCAGCGCCGCUCAUCGGAGGAGGCUGGUUGCGAGGGCCGGGCGCAACCGGUUCGUUGAGAUGGACGUCAAGGACAACCUGUCUGAGUACAACUCCAUGCAAGCACCCUGCACCGUGCAAGGAGCUGGGCACGAGGUCGAGGACGUAUCGAAGGGCACCGGGCACCGGGGGAUAUACAGUUCCGAGAAGCCUAUUACGCGUGGAGUGGAGGCUGCCGUGAGUGGGAAUCACCAGGACAAGGAUUGGAGCGCAGUCGCUUGGCCCGAUUACAGGUUCGAGGUCUUGGGCUGCAGACCACACAUGAACCUGCGCGACACGCUGCCGCUUCGGCUGGCGGCGCUGAACUCCUGCAAGGCAGAGCGCAACCGCGACAUGGACGGGAUGGCAACGCCAAGCAGCAGCUGCCUUUGGAGGCUACCCACGAGGUUGCCCCGGUCCAGGCUUGCUGGCCGUACGGUGGUGUAGGCGCGGGACGCAGCCCGAUGUCGACCGGAGGCGGCCGUCAGUUCGUGCAGCAUCGCGCUUGUGCCGGCCGUCAUCUCGGCAGCACCGCGUCCUGGCUGUCGCUGCGGAACAGCAGCAGGUCCUCCGGGCGCUCGUGCUGCUUCCCAUCCUGUAUUGUCGGUAGCUGAGGAGCAGACGGUGCGCUCGCUGCUGUCAACGUGACGGGCAACACCCGACUCUUCACUAGACGCGUGGAGGCGGGUUGUACAGCCCGCCACGCUGAGCUGCUGGUCUCGUCGGCCGAGGCUUGUCGAGCACGCUCGCGGCUACCGCUGCGAGCUAGUCUCGGCGACGCUGAACUCGGGACGAUCGUGCAGCGAAACGGGGGGCCCGCUCUCUUUCGGCGCCUGUGUUUAUCGUUUGAAUUUUUUUGGAUUUUCGCAAUUUAUUCGUGUGAAUGUUUUAUUGUUCUAUGUGCUUGAAAUAAACUUUAUUGUACUUGAA